This is a messenger RNA of Aspergillus bombycis, 1512 nucleotides long. Its product is annotated as allantoate permease. The coding region runs from base 1 to 1512 and encodes 503 amino acids. Gene Ontology annotation, molecular function: transmembrane transporter activity. Gene Ontology annotation, cellular component: membrane. Lineage: Eukaryota; Fungi; Ascomycota; Eurotiomycetes; Eurotiales; Aspergillaceae. Gene Ontology annotation, biological process: transmembrane transport. The transcript is spliced from 5 exons. The record is from RefSeq and is a predicted model, not a curated record.
AUGGCAGACAUAGAUUCGAAAUCAUCUUCUUCCCAUGUAGAGAGCCCUGUUAAGCCAAUAACCCCCGAAGCGGUCCAAUUCGAGGGACUUUCGGACGAGGAAGCCUUGAAGUUGGAAAAACAAUUGGUGCGCAAGAUCGAUUUUCACUUAAUCCCGGCUUUAUUCUUGCUGUUUAUCUUUAACAUUCUCGACCGAUCGAACAUCGCGAACGCCCGCUUGGGAGGACUACAAGAGGAUUUGGGCCUUUCUGACACCCAGUACCAGACGGCCGUGGCCGUAAUGUUUGUUGGAUAUCUUCUCGGCCAAGUUCCUAGCAACAUUAUCCUCACCCGUGUGAGGCCGUCGCGCUAUAUCCCGGCCGCUAUUUUUGUGUGGGGCGGAAUCUCCAUCUGCUUGGCUGCAACGAAGAACUAUGCUGGUAUUCUAUGCGUACGAAUCUUUCUAGGCUUUGCUGAGUCUCCCUUCUUCCCGGGUGCUUUGUAUGUCCCUCCCUGUCAGGCGACGGCUGCUACCUUCUCUCCCGCUGACACGAUUUCCAGGUUGUUAAUGAGUUCCUGGUACAAGGCCUCUGAGCUGGCAGUGCGUGUCGCCGUUGUAUACUGUGGAAAUACCGUUGCAAAUGGAUUUGGCGGCAUGCUGGCCGCUGGUAUCCUGAGCGGGCUAGACGGCAAAGGUGGGCUUGCGGGAUGGAGAUGGCUAUUCAUUAUCGAGGGCGCUGGCACGAUGGUGGCUGGGUUGCUGGCGGUGGUUUUACUCCCUGACUUUCCUCGUUCCGGCCAGCGAAAGUGGUUAACGCAGCAGGAGCAGCGCUUUGCUGAGUGGCGCCUAGCCGUCGCCACAAAUAACGAGGUCGACGAAAACGGCUCGAUCUCGCAAGGCUUGAAGGAUGCGGUGACAGAUCCCAAAGUGUGGGCAUUGGUUUCAAUCCAGAUCUGCCAGCUGACGUCCCAAACCUGGACAUAUUUCUUCCCGAGCAUCGUGGAAACCCUUGGCUUCGGGAAGAUCGUUACCCUGCUUAUCACGGCGCCCGUGUAUGUCUUUGGCUUCCUCAGUGCCCUGGGCAACUCCCUUAUUGCGAACCGGACAAAUCACCGAGCCAUUCUCAUAGUAUGGCCGCUCUGCAUUGACAUCGUGGGAAAUGUGAUGGUCAUCAGCUCCCACGCCACAGCUGUGCGUUAUAUUGGCAUGUUCCUUAUGUGCAUGGGGUCCUACAGCGCGUUCAACGUGGUGCAAGCCUGGAUUGCCAGUACUAUUCCACGGACACGAACGAAGAGAGCCAUUGUUUACGCCAUGGUCAAUUUCUUUGGCAACUCGUCCAACAUCUAUGGCUCGUAUUUCUUCCCAACCAAGGACUCGCCGCAGUACCGACCAGGAGGGAUCAUCCUGUCCAGCUUUGCUGCGGGAGGUGUUUGUUUUUCAAUUCUGUUGGCGGUUUACCUCCACUGGCUCAACACCAAGGCGCAAAAAGCGGAGGAUGAGGAUGGCCAAAUACGCUACAAAUACAUCUUCUAG